Messenger RNA from Cylindrotheca closterium, 564 nucleotides. NCBI's taxonomy places the organism in Eukaryota, Bacillariophyta, Bacillariophyceae, Bacillariales, Bacillariaceae. The record is from the annotation of a GenBank genome assembly.
AUGAGCGAUUUCCGAAGCACUUAUGAUGGCAAAAUCGAUUCAGAUUUUGAUGCUGGCCUCUCUGAUGGGGAACCGACACGAAACCUGGGAAAAGCACCACCAGACACUGAAGGAGAAGAAGAGGAUCCUGUUGGGAAUUCACGUGCGCGUCCAACAGAUCCCGAAGAAAUCUGGGACGGGACCAAGCCAGCGAUCGAGGAUCUCAUCCAUCUGGACAAUACUCACUGUAGAGCCAACUUCAUCGGGCCAAAGGUGGAGACAGAACACGAUCUCUUUGUCUGUGGAAAGGCAACCCGGCAUUGUCAAGAACACAAGGACGAACGCAAAGUGAGCAGAGCAGAACCACAAUGGCUUCUACGAGUUGAAUCUGCACAUUUAGAUAAGAAUGGGGAAUCUGUCUUCCAUGGCAAGCGAAAUGGAUUCCAAUGCUCCGAGGAGAAGAUGGAGGCGCGCCUUCAUCUUGAUCAUGUCAGGCUCUGGGAUGACGAUUACCCACGAAGCAGUGGAGUGGACGAGAGCGAAGUGGAGUCAGAAAGAGAGAUGUUGGGAUAUGACAAAAUAUGA